AUGGCCCUGGCACCUAGCACCCAGCUGUCCCAAGCUAGGACAGUGCCAUUCUACCAGGCUGGGUGGCAGGCUGGCAGUGUUACUAAGACAACUGACAGUGUUACUAAGACAACAACUGACAGUGUUACUAAGACAACUGACAGUGUUACUAAGACAACAACUGACAGUGUUACUAAGACAACAACUAACAAUGUUACUAAGACAUCAACUGACAGUGUUACUGAGACAACUGACAGUGUUACUAAGACAACUGACAGUGUUACUAAGACAACUGACAGUGUUACUAAGAUAACUGACAAUGUUACUAAGAUAACUGACAGUGUUACUAAAACAACUGACAAUGUUACUAAGAUAACUGACAGUGUUACUAAAACAACAACUGACAUUGUCACUAAGACAACAACUGACAGUGUUACUAAGACAACAAAUGACAGUGUUACUAAGACAAGAAAUGACAGUGUUACUAAGACAACAACUGGUAGUGUUACAAAGACAACAACUGGCUGUGUUACUAAGACAACAACUGGCUGUGUUACUAAGACAACAACUGACAGUGCUACUAAGACAACAACUGGCAGUGUUACUGAGACAACAAUUGACAGUGUUACUAAGACAACAACUGGCAGCGUUACUGAGACAACUGGCAGUGUUGCUAAGACAACAACUGACAGUGUUACUAAGACAUCUGACAAUGUUACUAAGACAACUGACAAUGUUACUAAGACAACAGCUGACAGUGUUACUGAGACAACAACUGGCAGUGUUACUAAGACAACAACUGGCAGUGUUACUAAGACAGCAACUGGCGGUGUUACUAAGAACAACUGACAGUGUUACUAAGACAGCAACUGACAGUGUUACUAAGACAACUCACAGUGUUACUAAGACAACAUCUGACAGUGUUACUAAGACAACUGACAAUGUUACUAAGACAACAACUGACAAUGUUACUAAGACAACAACUGACAAUGUUACUAAGACAACUGACAAUGUUACUAAGACAACAACUGACAAUGUUACUAAGACAACAACUGACAAUGUUACUAAGACAACUGACAGUGUUACUAAGACAG
Molecule: messenger RNA, 1073 nt
Organism: Cherax quadricarinatus
Lineage: Eukaryota; Metazoa; Arthropoda; Malacostraca; Decapoda; Parastacidae
Source: RefSeq, a predicted model, not a curated record